AUGGCAACAACCGACUGGGCACAGCUACAGCCACAGCCACAGCCAGAAUCACAGCCAGAACCAGAGCCUGUUCCUGCGCCUGCGGCAGCAUACUCUCAUUCGUCCAAGUCAAGUGGAGGAGGCACAGGUGUCGGUGCUGGUGUCGGUACCGGUGUCGCCAUCGACAUGGCUGGGGUGCAGCGCGAGUCCGACUUCGUCCCACUUCCCCGACAUUACCUGGCCGCGCUCUGCCAAGACUACGUCGACAUCGUGUUCCCCAUGUACCCGAUCAUGUCGCCGUCGGAUGUCGAGGUCUCGAUUGGCGCGGUCGACACGGAUGCGGACCACCGGUCGUUCGUGUACGCGCUGGCGGCGGCGACCAUGAGCAUCACCAGCGCGCAGUCACGCCACGAGGCAACCGACGUGGUGCAGCGGAUCAUAUCGCUCUGCCGCGAGUCGCUCACGGUGCGGCGGCCGCUGCUGUCGCGAGACACGGUGUCGGUGCGGCUUAUCAUGACGUCGGUCUUCAUCCAGAUCAGCCUCGCCGAGAUCCAGGACGUGGCGACAGCGUGGUUCCAUCUGCGCGAGGCCACGACCAUGACCCAGAUCCUGCGCGUCGACCACGUCGACGAGCUGGCCCAGCUGGAUCUCCCGGCCCGCGCGCGCCUGCAAAGGCUGUACUGGAUGCUAUUCAUCCAUGAACGGUUUCUGGCCCUCUGGGACUACCGUCCCGUCUCGUUGGCCCCGCUCGCGACCCUGCCCGAGCGUGACUCGGCCGUGCCACAUGCCAUUCAGACCGGCUUCGACCGCAUCAUCAAACUCUUCCGACUGGUCGACUCGACCUUUCUCGACGCCCGAUCGAAUUCGACCUCGCCCUUGACCUCCAAUCCGAAACCGAACCCCGUCCCGUCCCUGACCUAUGACUGGGUCCGGCAGAAACAAGCGGCACUGGGACAAGACGAUGAUGCAGCCGAUGUCUACGACUCCCACGAUGCCCCCGGAUCAAAAUCCCUGUCCGAGAUGCAGCACAUCGACCUGAUCAUCACGCGUACCUGGCUACGGAUCUUGCUGUGGCAGACGGCCAUGGGGGCGGGACUAUUAAGCAGGCUGUCAUUGGAUGCAGAUGGCACCCCCGACCCCCAUCCAGGGAAUGCGUCCAUGUCCCCGUUCUUCCCCGUCCGACUGGCUCCUGUACUACGAUCGUCGCUGACCAACACGUCUCUGGCGGCACUCGAAAGCCACGGCUGUUGUCUGCUGCAGAAGCUGUUUGAGAUUGUCAACACCAUCGCCGACGUCCUGGUGCACGUGUCGGUGCCGGCGCCGGCAUCUGUGACCGCUGCUCCGACUUCCCCCUCCAACCUGGCAGAAGGCGCCGAACACAUGAGUCAUCUUCUGUUUCUGGUUCGCUUCCUCCUGAAUCUGUGCUGGAAGAGCCCUGUACGCAGUCAGAUUCUCAAUAGACGAAUAGAGGGCCUGUGUCUCAAGUUUCUCGAUCUGCAGAGAGUGAUUACGGAGAAUUCACCAUUGCCAUCAUCCCUUGUAGUGACAGCUGCAAGUUGA
Capronia epimyces CBS 606.96 is the source of this 1539-nucleotide messenger RNA. RefSeq lists its product as uncharacterized. The record is from RefSeq and is a predicted model, not a curated record. NCBI's taxonomy places the organism in Eukaryota, Fungi, Ascomycota, Eurotiomycetes, Chaetothyriales, Herpotrichiellaceae. The transcript has a single exon. Bases 1 to 1539 code for a protein of 512 amino acids.